UGGGAAAUAUUUCGGUCCGAAAAACUGAGCCAACAGAAUCGUCUUCAUAGAUCGUUACUUCUCAAUUACGGACUCGCUCCGAUUCUCAUCCAUUUACUGUUCUUCCUCUUCCUUUUCGGAUUAUUCAAGGAUAUUCUAGGGGAUAAUUUUUUUAUGGAAGGAGUUGAGGGCGACGCAGCCUCAGCAGUAGCUCCUCUGGCCAAAUGGAGAAAUGAUUUUGCCAGAGCGUUUCAGUAUUACUUGGAUCGAUCCACUUCUCACCCGGUUCAUAGGUGGUUGGGAACCCUUGUUGUUGCGGCGAUUUAUGUGUUGCGUGUUUUCUAUGUUCAAGGGUUUUAUGUUGUGUCGUAUGGCUUGGGAAUCUAUAUCUUGAAUCUCCUGAUUGGGUUUCUAUCGCCGAAGGUUGAUCCUGAGCUUGAUGUCUUAGACGGAGCUUCCUUGCCUACUAAAGGGUCUGAUGAGUUCAGGCCGUUCAUACGCCGACUUCCCGAGUUCAAGUUUUGGUAUGCCAUCACCAAAGCCUUUUGUAUUGCCUUCUUCAUGACCUUCUUCUCACUCUUUGAUGUUCCUGUUUUCUGGCCCAUUCUUCUUUGCUAUUGGAUUGUUCUAUUUGUCCUGACAAUGAAGCGCCAAAUCAUGCACAUGAUCAAGUACAAAUAUAUUCCUUUCAGCAUUGGGAAACAGAAAUAUGCAGGAAAGAGGUCUUCUGCAAGUAGCAGUGGCGUUUCAAGAGACUAAGUUCCAUCAUACCCCUUCUGGUUAGUAGUAGACAGAAGUGUGCAGCAUUCCAACUCUUCUUUAGGUUUUCCGGUCGGAGCACCGGUUGAAGAGACAAGGUAAGGAGAAAAUGUUAGAAGUGAAUCACGUUCGAGUGCUUCUGUGUUCGAGCCAGUGCUUAGGUGUUAAUGUGGAUGUUGUAAUAGAUUUUCUCAUAUGUGUUGACCACAAUAUAUCCUAUACUUAGUUUUUUAUUUUU
Cucurbita moschata (crookneck pumpkin) is the source of this 976-nucleotide messenger RNA. Its product is annotated as protein RER1B-like. The coding region runs from base 154 to 738 and encodes 194 amino acids. The record is from RefSeq and is a predicted model, not a curated record. Gene Ontology annotation, cellular component: Golgi membrane. The transcript is spliced from 4 exons. Gene Ontology annotation, biological process: protein retention in ER lumen; retrograde vesicle-mediated transport, Golgi to endoplasmic reticulum. NCBI's taxonomy places the organism in Eukaryota, Viridiplantae, Streptophyta, Magnoliopsida, Cucurbitales, Cucurbitaceae.